AUGAGCCUCCCCCCCGGAGACCACCGUGGCCUUCGGGGCUCUCCUUCCACCACGAUGACAGGUAACAAACGUCGUCGUCAUCAUCAUCAUCAUCAUCAUCAUCGGGACAUAGUCACCUGGAGUCUCCUUGUGGAGAGCAGGGCUGGGCCGGCCCGUCAAGGGGAGGAACCCGUCCCAGCAGAGGACCAGGCUGCCGCCCUUGGCGGAGGCCCCGCUGGAGGUGCUGGGCUCGGCCCUGCGCCCGGGGGGCUCCUCGUGGCUGGCCAGGACCACCGCCAGCCACCUGCCCACGCCGCUGCCCUCCCGCCCGGCCUCCCCGGUCACCUUCAUCUUCAGCAGCAAGCGGGACGGGCACCUGCCGCCCCUCCGGGUCUUGAUGGACGCGGCCUCCCUCCUGCUGGAGCCCCCCGCCGGGCACCCCACGCCCCCCGUGGCCCCCGGCCGGACGCCCCGCGGGACCCCCCAGCGCGGGCGGGUGCAGGACGCCUCCUUCCAGGACCCCCGCGGACUCUUCCUGCGCCCGCUCCGGGAACAGGCCCCGCUGCCCUGGCCGCAGGGGGGGCCCCGGGCCACGCCCUUCAGGCCCCCCCCCUGAGAGGGGCCUCCGGGGUCCGGCAGGUGGGUCCCAGGGAAAGCGGGGUCUGCGGGAGAGGAACAACAGUCGAGAUCUAUAUCUAUAUCUAUAAAAGAGUGAUGGCAUCACGGUGACGCACAAAACAACAAAACUACAGGCCCCCCAACCUCGAAAUUUGACAACACAACCCAUCACCCACGCCUCUAGGUUCAUACAACAAACAGAAAAGAAAAAUAAAGUCCUAAUUAGAGGGAGAGGAAUAAUUGCUUUUAUCCAAUUGCUGCCAGUUAGAAGGCUAAGCUCCGCCCACUUGGUCUCCUAGCAACCCACUCAGCCCAGGGGACAGGCAGAGUUAGGCCUCACUUAGGCCUCUUCCACACUGCCUAUAAACUACAGAUUAUCUGAUUUGCACUGGAUUAUAUGGCAGUGUAGACUCAAGGCCCUUCCACACAGCUAUAUAACCCAUUUAUAAUCUUAUAUUAUCUGCUUUGAACUGGAUUAUCUUGAGUCCACACUGCCAUAUAAUAAAAUAAUAAUAAUGAUAAUAAUAAUAAUACUUGCCGCUCCUUCAACUCAACAGUCAGGAAAUAUGAGUGAUAUCAAAUAAUAAUAAUAACAAAUUAAUAAUAAUAAUAAUUUAUGUCACUCCUACUCGACAGUCAGGAAAUAUGAGUGAUAUCAAAUAAUAAUCAUCAUCAUCAUCACCAUCAUCAUCAUACUUGCCACUCCUUCAACUCAACAGUCAGGAAAUAUGAGUGAUAGCAAAUAAUAAUAAUAAUAAUAAUUGCCACUCCUUCAACUCAACGUAACAGGAAAUAUGAGUGAUACCUAAUAAUAAUAAUAAUAAUAAUAAUAAUAAUAAUA
This is a messenger RNA of Anolis carolinensis (green anole), 1438 nucleotides long. Its product is annotated as proline-rich proteoglycan 2-like. The coding region runs from base 1 to 708 and encodes 235 amino acids. The record is from RefSeq and is a predicted model, not a curated record. NCBI's taxonomy places the organism in Eukaryota, Metazoa, Chordata, Lepidosauria, Squamata, Anolidae. The transcript is spliced from 2 exons.